UUAAUUUUGCCCGGGGUCCAUCCAAGAAGCUCAGGGCAGUUUAGGUGAUUUAAUUUGCAAGGUUGGCUAAGACCCCAGGCAGUAAGGAGGCCUAUGGUCACCAAAUGAGCGCCUCUUGUGAAGAUGCUGGUCUACUGCGCUGUUCCCGACCCUCCACUUUUCUGUCCUCGCCCCUCCGGCUGCGACCUCUCCAUUACACCUGUCCCGUUUUCCGCAGGUUGCCCAGCGCGCACGCGCUGCCAUUUCUUGCUCUUGCUCUCGCCCUCUCCUCGCCCCGGGCGUCCGCCACCCUGUCCUUGCCCGGGCAGCUGCGCCCCUCUCCCCGUCCGCGGGCUCCCAGCGCCAAGGUCCUGGCAGCGCCCUCUGCCGAUCGCUGGCGCUGACGUGUGGCCAUGCCGACCACUCCCUCCCCAGUCUCCGCCCGCACGUUGUCAGAGCCGGGAAGCCGCCGUAGCGCUGCCGUCUCCUCAGCCUUUGCUUCUUGCCGGUAACUAGAGCACGAGCCGGGCGCGCUCCUUGCCUUGCUGUCCGGGGCGGCCCGCGCCAUUAUGUCUGGUGCCGUCCCGCUCCUCUUGCUGCUGCUCUGCUUGGCCCAGCGCCGCGUCUCCCUCGCCGGGCCCACCGCUUCGUCCCUGGAGACCGCGGCGGACCCCUGCCUCAGCCAGCCCUGCAAGAACAACGGCACCUGCUCGCCGGUCUUAGCCAAACUGCCCGCCGCGCCCCACCGCCUGCCGUUGCUUUUUCUUUCGCCUCAGCCUGCUUAUAGCUGCCUCUGUCGCCCGGGGGUCACCGGCACCGAAUGCCAGUUUGUUUCAGAUCCAUGUGCCAGCAACCCUUGUCACCAUGGCAACUGCACUAGUAAUGGGGAUGGAUAUCUCUGUGUUUGUAAUACUGGCUAUGAAGGUACAAACUGUGAAUAUUCAUUUUAUGGUUCCCCAGUGUCUGGGUGGACGGAAUCAGAGUUGCCAAGUGAAAAUAGGCCAGGAGCAGCCACCAUGGAACCAGACAUUAUCCUCCCACGAGCCCAAGCAACAGUGACACUACCAACAUGGGAGCCCAAGGAGGGCCAGAAACUUGUGGAUCUGAAAUGGGAUGAAGUAGAAAUAAUCCCUGAUGUAGCCUGUGGAAAUGCCAGCUCUAAUAAUUCUGGUGGGGGUCGCCUAAUAUCUUUUGAAGUUCCACAAAAUACUUCAAUAAAUAUAAGGCACGAUGCCACUGCUUCCCUUAUCCUACUAUGGAAGGUGACCACAGAAAGAUUUAAACAAUGCUCACUUAUAGAUGCCACAAGCAUUACUCUUCUCCAAGCAAUGGGUGGACUUGUCCUAGCAGAGGAGAUGCUGGAAUUGGGAAACAAUUAUUUCAUUGGUUUUGUGAAUGAUUCUAUUUCCAAAUGCAUCGUGGCAUUACGCUUGACAGUCAUAGUAAAAGUCAGCAUGUGUUUGCCUGGAGGAAUCCAGUCUGAUGGCUUUCAGUGUUCUGGGAAAGGCAAAUGUAUUACAAGAGCAUCUGAGGCAACAUUUUUCUGUGACUGUGACAAUGAAUACCUGGGUGUUUUCUGUGAAGAAUUUAAUGCCUGUCAAAGCAACUCUUGUCAGAAUAAUGGAACUUGCAUGGAUAUGGCAGAAAAACAUGUUGGAAAAAAUUUCUCCUGUACUUGUCUUCCUGGAUAUACUGGGGGAAUGUGUCAGUCAGAGAUUGACUAUUGCACUCAGCAGCCUUGCCAGAAUGGAGGGACUUGCUAUUCCAGUAGCAGUGGAUUCAAUUGCCAAUGUUCAGCAGGAUUCCUGGGACCAACUUGUGCAGAAAAAGUCGAUUAUUGUGCUUCAUUUCCUUGUCAGAACAAUGGGACCUGUUAUCCAGAUCGAUUCUCCUAUUCUUGCAGCUGCAGUCCAGGUUUUACAGGACCUACCUGUGCCCACCUGAUUGACUUCUGUGCUCUGAAUCCUUGUGCUCAUGGCAGUUGUCGCAGUGUUGGAACAAGUUAUAAAUGUCUCUGUAUUCCGGCUAGAGGAUCGGCCAUCUUACAGGACGAUCUUUACUCCGUUGGCCCUAAGGAGUCAGCUGGAGCCGCAGGAGAUGAUGCCGCCCUCCCGCAGUCACCAGCAAGCUCCCUCAUCAAAUGGGAAAAAAUAAAAGCGAAACUCUAUAUUAAAAUACUUGGAUGGCUUUCAACAAUGAAAGAAUUCACUUACCCAAAUUUAAUUAACUACGAGAAAGGUGUGACCUAUAAAGAUAUUUUGGACAAUGAAGUGAAACUGAAAGAUAGACAAGAUUUACAAGAACAAGUGGCAUAUUACAAUGCUGUUCACUCCAGCACAAGGUACAGCCCCUUUCAUGGGACAGGUAUUCAACCCUAUGCCCAACUACCUACCAGUGAGCCCCCCAUCCUUUCCCUUAAGGAAUGGAUGAAUCAGUUGCAAAAUACCUGGCCAAUAGUCAGAAAAGCCCUAGACGAAGCCAGGAAUGCUUAUAAAGCUCAAGCAGAUAAAAAGAGAAGGGAACCCAAACCUUUUAAUAUUGGGGACAAAAUCUAUUUAUCAACUAGGUUUUUGCAAUCACUGCAAUCUUCCAAGAAGUUAGGACCCAAAUUUGUAGGUCCCUUCCCAAUCAAACACAUCAUCAAUCCAGUUACUGUGGAACUGGAACUUCCUAAGAUUUUAAGACAGAUUCAUCCAGUGUUUCAUUCUAGCUUGCUGAAGCCCGAGAUAACCUCAUCUUUAAGGCCAACAGUACCUCUUACACCACAGCCCAUUAUGAUGGAAGGUGAACAACACUUUGAGAUUAAAGAAAUCUUGGACUCACAUAAAGAUCAUGGAGUUGUCCAAUAUUUGAUAGCCUGGAAAGAUUUUCCAGCUUCCCAGAAGGAAUGUGUUCACAAAAAACAUGUUAGGGCCCCAAAGCUACUUAAACGCUUUCAUGAACACUAUCCUGAUAAACCCUCCUAA
Crotalus tigris (Tiger rattlesnake) is the source of this 2945-nucleotide messenger RNA. RefSeq names its product delta and Notch-like epidermal growth factor-related receptor. Bases 549 to 2945 code for a protein of 798 amino acids. NCBI's taxonomy places the organism in Eukaryota, Metazoa, Chordata, Lepidosauria, Squamata, Viperidae. The record is from RefSeq and is a predicted model, not a curated record. Gene Ontology annotation, molecular function: calcium ion binding. The transcript has 11 exons.